Molecule: messenger RNA, 1356 nt
Organism: Diuraphis noxia (Russian wheat aphid)
Lineage: Eukaryota; Metazoa; Arthropoda; Insecta; Hemiptera; Aphididae
Molecular function (GO): catalytic activity
Source: RefSeq, a predicted model, not a curated record
AUGACUCGUUGUGCUACCAUUCUAUCUAAAGCUGAGGUGACAACAAAGGCCACACUGCUGGCUCGUCGAAAACAACAGUUAGGCUUCACGCCAACCGAUGCUAAAAACUCAUAUAAAUUAGACAUUCUAGCACUACAGGAAGUACGAUGGCCUGAUAGUGGAAACAUUAAAACGGGUAGUACAACAAUAUUUUACAGUGAGACUAACAAUGGCAGACAUGAGAAUGGAGUAGGUUUCAUUAUUAAUGAGAAAAUUCUUCAUAACACAAAGGGUUUUACAUCUAUAAAUGACCACAUUUGCUGCAUUAAAAUAUCUGGACGACAUUUUGAUCUAAUUCUGAUCAACUACUACGCUCCUACAGAGGACAAAGUCGAUGAUAUAAAGGAAAAAUUUUAUGAUGAACUAGAAACAGAGGUGAACAGCUUACCUACUCACAGUUUGAAAAUGAUAGUUGGUGAUUUUAAUGCUAAAAUAGAUAGAGAACACAUAUACAGACCCAUAAUAGAACCAGAUAGCCUGCAUAAAAUAAGUAAUGACAACGGUACAAGACUAAUUCACUUUGCCACAUCACAAGAAUUAACAAUUAGUAGCACUUACUUUCCAAGAAAAGAUAUUCACAAAUACACAUGGGUCUCCCCAAAUGGUCGAGUUCACAAUCAGAUAGAUCAUAUAAUGAUAAAUAAAAGACACGCCAGUUGUAUUAGAAAGUUUAAUCUUAGACUCUCUACAAAAUGGAAUAUGGUGAAAAAAUCAACCAGAGAAAAGUAUAAUAUUCAAAGACUAGAAGACUCUGAAGUUCAAAAGAGAUUUGUUAAAAUGAUACAAGAAAAUAUUCAAAUAAACCAACCUAAGAAAGAAACGCAAACAAUUGACUCCCUUUGGUGUAAUCUAAAAGAAGUAUUAACAAACAAAGCAGUGGAUAAAAGAAACGAGUUAAGAAAGAAAGUACUACAAAAUCCAUCAACUAGCGACACUGAUAAAUACGAAGCACAAAGAAAGGUCACAAACAAGAUAAUAAGAAGAGAAAAGCGUCUAUAUGAAAAGAAAAUGAUUAAAGACAUGGAAACAAAUAGAUUUAAUCCAAAAGUAUUCUUUAAUUUAAGUGGAAACAUUAAAAAGGAUUAUUACACAGUGGAACCAGAAAUCGAGGAACCUACUCAAAAUAAAAUCGACGCGGUUAUUGACGGACUCAAAAAUAACAAGGUAUCAGGUGAUGAUGGUGUGGUUACAGAAUUGUUAAAAGGAGGAGGAGUACCGCUAAGAAAGAAGCUAUCAAAAAUCAUUAGGUGUGUAUGGAGAGAAGAAAAAAUCCCAGACGAUCGGAACACGGCUAUAAUGUGUCCUGUAUAUAAAUAA